This is a messenger RNA of Fragaria vesca subsp. vesca, 1650 nucleotides long. RefSeq names its product c-1-tetrahydrofolate synthase, cytoplasmic-like. The coding region runs from base 176 to 1273 and encodes 365 amino acids. The transcript has 5 exons. Gene Ontology annotation, molecular function: methenyltetrahydrofolate cyclohydrolase activity; methylenetetrahydrofolate dehydrogenase (NADP+) activity. Lineage: Eukaryota; Viridiplantae; Streptophyta; Magnoliopsida; Rosales; Rosaceae. The record is from RefSeq and is a predicted model, not a curated record. Gene Ontology annotation, cellular component: cytosol. Gene Ontology annotation, biological process: tetrahydrofolate interconversion.
AUCUCAAAGAAAAAGAAAACUAGUCCAAAAGUUUGAUUCUUUUGGAGGCCCCGCCGUUUUGCCUACACAGUCACUGCUCUCUCUCUCUCUCUCCUAAAACCCUAAACCCUUUCUCGGAGGGUUUUGAAUUCCGUCCAUAACGUACAGAAGAGGCAGCCUCCUCUGUCGUCAUCCGAUGGCGGCAGCCUCCAUGGUAUUCACCGACUGCUCCUCCCCCGCCGCCGCUCGCCUCAUCCAACGAACCACCCCUCUCCUCCUUCGCACCGCCCAAAACGCCGUCGUUUUCCCUCGCCGCCUUCUCAACCCUCCCAGAAGCCUCUCAAUCCACUCCUCCUCUUCCUCACCCUCCCAAUUGUCCUCCGCUUCAAUUGUUAAUGAGAAGCUUGAAAUAGUGAAUAAAAGGCUUGAUGGGAAGAAGGUAGCGGAGAAGAUUAGAGGGGAGAUAGCUGAGGAAGUGUUGAGGAUGAAGGAUGCAAUUGGGGUUGUUCCGGGUUUAGCGGUUAUUUUGGUUGGAGAUAGGGAGGAAUCGGCUACUUAUGUUAGUAAGAAGAAGGAGGCUUGUGAGGUUGUGGGGAUUACUUCUUUUGAAGUGCAUUUGCCGGAGAAUGCCACAGAACAGCAAGUGCUUGAGGCCAUCUCUGGCUUCAAUGAGGAUCCCGCGGUUCAUGGGAUCCUUGUUCAGCUACCUCUGCCUAGGCAUAUGGAUGAACAAAACAUCUUAAAUGCUGUUAGCAUUGAGAAAGAUGUGGAUGGAUUUCAUCCACUAAACAUUGGCUGUCUUGCCAUGCGUGGUAGAGAACCCUUCUUUGUUCCCUGUACUCCCAAAGGCUGCAUAGAGUUGUUGCACAGAUAUGACAUCCCUAUCAAAGGAAAGAGAGCUGUUGUAAUUGGCCGGAGCAAUAUUGUUGGGAUGCCAGUCGCCUUGUUGCUGCAGAGGGAAGAUGCUACAGUGAGCAUAGUCCAUUCCCGAACCAAGAAUCCUGAGGAGUUAAUAAAACAGGCAGACAUUGUAAUCGCAGCUGUAGGGCAAGCAAAUAUGGUGAAGGGUAGCUGGGUUAAACCUGGUGCAGUAGUUAUUGAUGUCGGAAUCAAUCCAAUUGAGGAUAAAACGAAGCGUUCUGGAUUUCGGCUAGUUGGAGAUGUCUGUUAUAAGGAGGCCAAAGAAAUUGCUUCAGCUAUUACUCCAGUACCAGGAGGAGUUGGUCCAAUGACUAUAGCAAUGCUUCUCACUAAUACACUCAUAUCAGCAAAAAGGAUACACAACUUCCAGUGAGAUCUUCAGAGCUACCCCCAUAACAGUGUGGGGAAAGUUCUGUCCUGUUCCUAUUUCACUAUUUGAAGCGGAAGACAUCUUUUCGGUCAAGUUUUCUCUCGCCAAGAUUUGAAGUUCUUUUCUAGUCAAAACGGUCGAAUCUAUCUUGGUCGGAUAGUUCUAAUGUAUAAUGCGGUAUACUGUAUUUACAGUGGGAGAAUCAUGUAGCAGACACCAACUGCUCUGACAUGUUACUUGAUACAUAGUCUUGGGGCAUAUCUCUCCUGAAUUUUCUAAUUAUUGAAAGUCUAGUGUUCUUACCCUUGUCACUGUGUUCUCUUACGGCUGCAACAGAGGUGCAAUGUUUUUUGUUUUCUAAUAACAUCCGGAUCUUCUUG